This is a messenger RNA of Penicillium coprophilum, 504 nucleotides long. RefSeq lists its product as uncharacterized. The transcript has a single exon. NCBI's taxonomy places the organism in Eukaryota, Fungi, Ascomycota, Eurotiomycetes, Eurotiales, Aspergillaceae. Bases 1 to 504 code for a protein of 167 amino acids. The record is from RefSeq and is a predicted model, not a curated record.
AUGUUUGAGUCUAUUCCAAAAGACGUACAUUGUCUUGGUGCAAGAUUCCUUGUCCUUAAGUUCGACAAAUCUAAGGAUCAGGCCAAUUUCGCUCCUUCGACCCCCAAUGCCUAUGAAACCAUCUCAAACGAGCCGAAAGAUGAAAACCAAGCUUAUGUUGGCUUUUCUACCCCCACGGCUGACGAGAUUGAUGAUAUUACAACCAAGCCGGAAGAUGAGGGCAAUACUGGGACUACUACCUCUGAGUUCGACAAUGAUAUUAUCUCAACGAAACAAAAAAAUGAAUGCCAGGCCAACGCUGGCUCUUCUACUCACAAGGUUGACGACAAUGCUGUUAGUUCAACCAGGCCGAAAUAUAGAGGCGGGCCGGAUACAAAUCUCGUUCUACGUCAAGCAGGUCUUGUUCCAAAAGAGACUAAGGAAGCUUCUCUCGUGGAAAGUGGGUUUUUAUUACUUCCACCUAUCAAACGAUCGGAGCGUGUCGCUAAGAGAUUAAAAUUCUAA